This is a messenger RNA of Tyto alba (common barn owl), 1928 nucleotides long. RefSeq names its product solute carrier family 30 member 4 (gene SLC30A4). Gene Ontology annotation, cellular component: plasma membrane. Gene Ontology annotation, biological process: response to zinc ion; zinc ion transmembrane transport. The transcript has 7 exons. The record is from RefSeq and is a predicted model, not a curated record. Bases 541 to 1842 code for a protein of 433 amino acids. Gene Ontology annotation, molecular function: zinc ion transmembrane transporter activity. NCBI's taxonomy places the organism in Eukaryota, Metazoa, Chordata, Aves, Strigiformes, Tytonidae.
GCGAUCCGCGGGCGCGCAGGGGAUGCUGGCUGCCGGCCCUGCCCCUCCGCUCCGCGGGGCUGGCUCGGCAGCGCGCAGGGGUUUGGUCUGAGGCGCGGUUCCCGCCCGCGGCGGUGCCGAUGGAUGUGACGCGCACGGCGGUGGCGGCGGCGGCGCUCCCCCUGCGCCGGCAGGGAGGCGGCCCUGCGCCCGGCGCCGCCUGCCCGGCCGCGCCGUGACCGGGGCUGCGCCGGAGGAGGGACAGGCUCGGCGGGUUGGCCCGGGGCUCCGAGGGGAGGGGUGUGUGUGACAGCGCGGUGCCGGGCGCGGAGGGGCCGCGGGGCGGUGGUGGGGCUCGGUAGUGCCGGGGCGCUCGGCGGCAGAGCCCCGCGUUGCCUCCCUGCCGGCCGGCCUGCGCAGGGCGCGGCGGGGGCCAUGCCGGCCAUGCCCUGACGGGCCGGCGAGCGGACGGGCGCCGCCGGCGAGCGGGAGCCGCGGCAGCGGGAGCCGCCGGCGGCGCAUCGGCCGCAGCCGGCGAGGCCCCCGGGAGCCGCAGCCGCUAUGGCUGGGCCCGGCCUCUGGACGAGCAUCAAGUCCCUGCUGCGGAGGAGCGAGGACCCCUUGUUCCUGAACGACUCCAGUGCCUUCGACUUCUCGGACGAGGUGGGGGACGAGGACUUCCCCAGGUUUAACAAGCUGCGAGUGGUGGUGUCGGACGACGGUUCGGAGGCGGCCCCGGAGCCGCCGGUGAACGGGGCGCCCCUGGGCCUGCCCUCCGACGAGGACUCGCUGCUGGAGCGGGACGUGGCCCCGCGCAGCGCGCGGGCCGGGCGGCCCGACCCCUGCAGCGGCUGCAGCAGCCGGCGGGAGCGCUCCAAGCAGAGGAAGGUGAAGAAGCGGCUGACGCUCGCUGCCCUCCUCUACCUCCUCUUCAUGACGGGGGAGCUCAUAGGUGGAUAUGUUGCUAACAGUCUAGCAAUUAUGACAGAUGCACUUCAUAUGUUAACUGACCUUAGCGGUAUUAUUUUGACCCUGCUUGCUCUCUGGCUGUCUGCAAAAUCUCCUACGAAGAGGUUCACUUUUGGAUUUCAUCGCUUAGAAGUAUUGUCAGCCAUCAUUAGUGUAUUGCUGGUUUAUAUCCUUAUGGCAUUCCUCUUGUAUGAAGCUGUUCAAAGAACUAUCCAUAUGGACUAUGAAAUAAAUGGCGAUAUCAUGCUGAUUACAGCAGCUGUUGGUGUUGCAGUUAACUUAAUAAUGGGUUUUUUGCUGAAUCAGUCUGGCCACCUUCACUCCCACUCCCAUUCCCACCCUCGCUCUCAUGUACCUCAGUCAAACUCUCCUAACGCAGCCCACAGCAGCAGCCAUGGACACAGCAGCCUUGCCGUGAGAGCAGCGUUUGUACAUGCCCUUGGGGACCUGGUACAAAGUAUUGGUGUGCUCGUAGCUGCAUAUAUCAUACGCUUUAAGCCAGAAUACAAGAUUGCCGAUCCUAUAUGUACCUAUGUAUUCUCCAUAUUGGUGGUUUUGACAACAGUUCGAAUUCUGUGUGACACAGGAGUUAUUAUUCUGGAAGGAGUUCCAAGGCAUUUAAACGUGGAUCGCAUCAAGGAAGACUUGAUGAAAAUUGAAGAUGUUUAUUCUAUAGAAGAUUUAAAUGUUUGGUCUCUCACUGCAGGAAAAACAACUGCCAUAGUCCACUUGCAACUAGUCCCUGGUAGUUCAUCUAAAUGGGAGGAAGUUCAGUCCAAGGCCCGACAACUGCUGCUGAACACAUUCGGAAUGUACAAGUGCUCUGUCCAGCUUCAGAGUUACAAACAGGAAAUAAGCAAAACCUGCGCAAGUUGUCAGAGUUCCAGUGCCUAAUUUCUUAUGUUUUGGGAACUGCUGCCUUAUUCUUUAUCUUGUAGUCAAAGACUGAGAGCAAUAAAUGCAAAAUGAAAAUGAUAAAA